This is a messenger RNA of Daldinia caldariorum, 1503 nucleotides long. RefSeq lists its product as uncharacterized. Bases 188 to 1276 code for a protein of 362 amino acids. The transcript has a single exon. NCBI's taxonomy places the organism in Eukaryota, Fungi, Ascomycota, Sordariomycetes, Xylariales, Hypoxylaceae. The record is from RefSeq and is a predicted model, not a curated record.
UAGGUAUCCUUCCACAUGGUACCGCGUCGAACUACUAACUAAACCGUUUAGCUACUGUACUCGAUAUCUAUCACAUAUAAUAAGAGGGUAGGUAUGAGAUUGUGAGUUGAAACACAUCUCGUUCUCCUAGUCUUCGCGUUACACCGUGCUGGUCUUUUCAGAUGUGACUAUCCGAUGAGCAAACACCAUGGCGGACGAGCCCAAGGACUCGGGCGUCUCUUUCGCGCCUUUUUUCGACCGCUGCAAGCUGCCAGCAAGUGUUAAACAUGACUGUGACACAUUCGUAAGGAAUCGAUACUCGGAGCCAGCACGGCCUACUCCGUUCCAGGGAUACUGCUCAUACACGGUUUUUGUCGGAGACGAAAUAGUUGUCCAGUUUAGACCAUUAGCUCAUAAGCUAGACAUCAGUAUCGCCAAUGCUGCCUGCAAGACCUUCGGGCCCCUGGCUCCUGAAACCGAAUUCCUCGGUGAGCUAGGAAGUACAGGUCUUUACGUCUUCUCCAUGAGAAGGGUACCAGGGGUAUCUUUAGCAGAUCUUCGCGCCGAAACGAAGACUUCGCAGGCGAGAUCGCAACGAGAGCAAAUUGUGCGAGAUUUCGCACACCUGCAAGCGACGAGCUGGGGCCAUACGAUAAGCCAAGGGGACGUACGGGAGAAAAGGAUGGUGGGAUCUUCGCUGCGCUGGCGGAUGGAGCUGAUGGCCAAGAAUCUCCCCUCUCGCUUUCGCAGCAUCGCAAGGUCUGUCCUCACCGACCUCUCGGAAAUCGAAGCUCUACCGUGGACAUUGAGCCAUGGCGAUUUCUUACCUUCAAAUAUAAUGGUGGACCCAGAGUCUGGAAAAUUGUUGGGGCUCCUAGACUGGGCCGAGGCCGAAUACCUGCCUUUUGGAGUCGGUAUGUAUGGCUUGCAGGAACUGCUUGGGGAAGACAAGGACGGUCAUUUCGUCUACUACCCCGAAGCCAAACACCUACGUAAUUUUUUCUGGGCGGAACUUCUUUCUAAGGUUCCCGAAUUAUCGCGAAACGCUAGAUGCGUUGCGCUUAUACGAAAAGCGCAGAUUUUAGGAAUAUUCUUGUGGCAUGGUAUUGCUUUUGACGACGGCAAAUUAGACCGCACUGUUCAAGAGGGGAGGGAUGACGCGGAAAUUGAAAGACUGGAUGCAUUUCUGCUAUCCCGUUCUGGGAUACGUCCUCGAAAGCUGCGAGGUUUCCGUUCAUUUACGGACUCACCUGUUUCGUUCAUACGUGGACUUUUCUUCGGGAAAGCAUGUUGUUAAUAGUAUCUCCUACGGGCUGAUACGGGUAGACCUAGGUAUAUAGGUAUGUGUAGUGAGUAUUAAAUAAUGGUAGCUUCAUACAAAACACUCUUAAAGGUGAAGUAAUAUGCAGUCUGUUGACAUAACACCAAUCACCCUAUGAAGUGCAAUGCAUUCCCGAGAUAAAAGCAACAGAUAGGAACCUAGCAAAGGCUUGGUAUAUGCUUCAUUAGGGAAUUGGAUGGGUA